AGGGUCUUACUGUGUUGCCCAGACUGGAGUGCAGUGGCGCUAUCUCCACUCACUGCAACCUCCACCUCCCGGGCUCAGGCGAUUCUCCUGCCUCAGCCUCCCAAGUAACUGGGACUACAGACAUAUACCAACACACCCCAGCUAAUUUUUUUUUUUUUUUUAAUUUUUGGUAGACAAAGGAUUUCCCUAUACUGGCCAGGCUGGUCUCAAACUCCUGGCCUCAAGUGAUCCGCCCACCUCAGCCUCCCAAAGUGCUGGGAUUACAGGCAUAAGCCAACAUGCCCGGCCUACAUUUUUCUUCCUUAAGUCUGCAAGUUGGGCCAAAGAGGACACAAAAGUCCUAUGGAUUUGUAUAAGCCAGGCACUAAGACAAGGCUUCAGUUAUACUACUGUUGCCAGGCCAUGGGUGGCAAAGAAAUCACACAUGUCAACUUUGCAGAAGAACACCAGAGUGAAGUCUAGAGUGAGAAAAAACAAUCAAGGAGAAGAGGCACAAGAUGGAAUGGUUCAGAGUCUGUUCAGGCAAGCCUGCAGAAAUGAGCACUCAUCAGUGGUUUUGAAAACCUGGCAGCAGAAACCAGAAGUGAGUGAGCUAGGAAGUGUAAGGUGGCCCUGGGGUGAUGAUUGAAGGUCAGCAGUCCCACUUCCAGCUGUCCUGACUCACUCCUGCCUUCUCAUCACCUCAUGGAAGCCUAUCCUCCAACAGCAACAGCAUUGGGGCUUCCCAUGAAGACAUCUAUAGACAGGCCAAACAGGGUGUAAGGAAGCAGACCCAGAGUACAUAGUAUCUAUCCACAUCACUUUAUUUAAACAAGCAAGAACAUGCUAGCACAGUCUCCAUCACUAUACUACAGUUAUGUUGUGCUAAUUCUGGUACCCUAUAAAGUUCAAAAAAAGAGGACUAUACCUAUAAAUGAAAUUGUUAUGCCUUUUUGAUUUUGCUAUUAUAUGAUGCUACUCAUGUGCAGUGACUAUUUGUAAUGGUAACACAAGAAUUCCAUGAAUGUACUUCCAAAGUUGUAUCCCUUCUCCCUCAAAAUCUAUUCAGUAUUUCUUAAAAAGUUGUAUUGACAGAAAAGACUUAAUCUAAAAAAGCAAAAUCAAGACAAACAUGAGAUUGUCAGAAUAUGAGAGUAAGUCUUAUUAAGUGCUGCAGGAGUAAAGGAAGUUUUAGUCAAAAUGUUGGCUUUGCUGCAAAGUCCUAGAUAAAAUACUAAAAAUUCUCUGGAAUGCAAUGUUAUCUUUGGUGAAAUGAGGAAGUUGAAUUUCAUAGUCUCUAAGCAAAAACACAGCUCUAAAAACAUUAUGCCUUAGUUUUCUAGUUCGAUUUCAACGAACUUUUGAUCUCAAUAAUACAUAAAUGUUAACUUCAAGAUCACUAUAAGAAUAUAAUUUUUUAUACCUGAAAAUCUAAUAUUGUUUAAAGAAAAUAAGAAGUAUGCAUUUUAGAAGAAUCUCUUCCAAUAUUCCUAUGUCAACAUACAGUUAAAUAAUUUUAAAAUACUUUUAAUGCAAGAGAAAUAUAAACUAAAGUCUAACUUUUAACAGUGUGGCCCAGCGCAGUAGCUCAUGCCUGUAAUCCCAGCACUCUGGGAGGCUGAGAUGGGCAGAUCACCUGAAUCCAGGAGUUUGAGACCAGUCUGGGCAACAUGGCAAAAACCUGUCUCUACAAAAAUAAAUUAAAAACUAAAACUAAAACAAAAAACAAUGUAGUUUCCCAGAAUAAUUUAGCAGAUAGGCCAAAUAAUAGUGUACUGGGGACAAUGUUUACAUUUCUUACCACUGAGCCUUUAAAUGCUAGAAGUGAAACCUCAGAACCCUAAAUUGCUUUGGAAGGGAAGUUAUAGGGGAAAGAGGAAAAAGAUGUGAGAAGUGGAGGGUGACAUCAUUCACACUGUUCCAGCUCCCAAGUUGAAAAACAAGGUUAGGCUUUGGCGAUUUAUUUUGCCCACUGUGAAACAAACAAACAAACAAACAAGAAACUAACUUACCCAUGACACUAUUUUGUAGUAGGUAUUCUGAAUCUAGAUCUUUCUCCUAUCUUCCUACGGUAUAUACAUGCAUGCACAUACACAGUCACAGUAUUUUCUAUAAUUGUCCAAGUCUUUGUUCAGCACAAAAGCAGGCUCCGAGUGAAACAAGUUCAUGAAUUUUCCACAGAAAAUCUUAACCAAAAAAAGUAAGUGAUUACUGUAAAGCCUAUUUGAUUUUUUUUUUACUUUUAGGGUAAAUAAUAAAAAAUAAAAAAUAAAAAAAAUUCUUAACAUCCUUUAACAUAGAUCUCCAAAUCAGAAUCAUAUGCAAAUCCAAUUAAAUUCAAGUGCAGUGUCACAAGUAGCAGGUUAAGUAUUCUUAUUUGUGUCUCAAAAAUGACUACAAUACUUUGAAAUGUGUGACUUUUUCCGGGAAAGAAAACUGUAUACACCUAGAAUUUUCACCUUAUGUUUCCUACUUAAAUUUACUUUAAAAAGAUGACACUAAAUCAAUAUACAUUAUUUUCCAAAAGAUGACAAUAUUAUUCAAUAUUAAGCCUGCCUGAUUAAAAAAUAACUUAGGCAUUUAGAAAUAGUUAAACAUUCACAUUUCGAUGAAGAAUUAAACAUUUGGAUCUGCUUAACUGACAAGAGGAAAUUCAAUUUAUUCUGAGUAACUCUUAUUACUUCAAAGGAUAGACAUGAAAAUCCUUUCACAACAAAUCCCUUCCCUGAUACAGUUAAAUGCAAAUUCUCUUUUCCGUCUUACUCCAGAAAGCUCCUGCAUACAUAGGCUGAUACGCCACCUACUGCAAAACCGAGCUGACAGCGCAGGCGAUGCUGCCAGCGUUUCCAUUCCAUCACCAGGCUGGGGCUGAAUAAAGGCGUGCUUGUGUGGUAGUGUUUCUUUUUAAAAAAUCUCAAAGCCAAGAAGAACAAGCUGAAAUAGCAUCUUCAAAAAAUGGAGCGUAAAAUAAACAGAAGAGAAAAAGAAAAGGAGUACGAAGGGAAACACAACAGCCUGGAAGAUACUGAUCAAGGAAAGAACUGCAAAUCCACACUGAUGACCCUCAACGUCGGUGGAUAUUUAUACAUUACUCAAAAACAAACACUGACCAAGUACCCAGACACUUUCCUUGAAGGUAUAGUAAAUGGAAAAAUCCUCUGCCCGUUUGAUGCUGAUGGUCAUUAUUUCAUAGACAGGGAUGGUCUCCUCUUCAGGCAUGUCCUAAACUUCCUACGAAAUGGAGAACUUCUAUUGCCCGAAGGGUUUCGAGAAAAUCAACUUCUUGCACAAGAAGCAGAAUUCUUUCAGCUCAAGGGACUGGCAGAGGAAGUGAAAUCCAGGUGGGAGAAAGAACAGCUAACACCCAGAGAGACUACUUUCUUGGAAAUAACAGAUAACCACGAUCGUUCACAAGGAUUAAGAAUCUUCUGUAAUGCUCCUGAUUUCAUAUCAAAAAUAAAGUCUCGCAUUGUUCUGGUGUCCAAAAGCAGGCUGGAUGGAUUUCCAGAGGAGUUUUCAAUAUCGUCAAAUAUCAUCCAAUUUAAAUACUUCAUAAAGUCUGAAAAUGGCACUCGACUUGUACUAAAGGAAGACAACACCUUUGUCUGUACCUUGGAAACUCUUAAGUUUGAGGCUAUCAUGAUGGCUUUAAAGUGUGGCUUUAGACUGCUGACCAGCCUGGAUUGUUCCAAAGGGUCAAUUGUUCACAGCGAUGCACUUCAUUUUAUCAAGUAAUUACCUGUGUCACGAACAAAGGCAACAAGCAUGCAGCCAGCAAGCUUCGGAAAACCACAGCAUCAAAGACAUCCCAAAUAACAUGCUCAGCUAGCUCUGUACUACAGAGCCCUGCUACUAAUCAAUUACUGUGAGCUAACGGUAUGUAAAUUCUAUCGCUAAAGAUGUCCUUCCUCUGGGGUGUUCCUGCUGAUCAGACUCUUCCACCUAAAAUGAAAACAGUAACCUUCUAUAUACUGUAAAUAAAGACUGAAAGCUUUUGCUAUUUAUUUGUCCUUAAGCUGUCUUUCAAUCAGAUUGUCUUGGGUAUUUGCACAAAAAACAAAGCAUGUACAUUAUCUAUCGUUCAUUUAAGUAAAUGGUAAUAAAAUAUUUUAAGGGGCUAUUAAUAUUUAAAAUCCUUUUCUACUAUGGCAAAAAUCUACAGAGAAACUGAACUGGCAAAAUUAACUACCUGGAGCAAAACAGAUGUGCAGAUCUAACUAAAACAGAGCUAUAGUGAAACAAAAUGAGAUUGUAAGAAGACAUUAAAGCUAUUGAUUUGAUUUUUCCAUAGCAAGCACCAAAAGCUUAUAUUCACAGUUCCUGUGUUUCAUAUUAGACUUAUAGCUGAAUUGGUAUUUUGCUGAAAAUUCCUAGAAAACUGCUUGAUGACAAUAAAAAGUAAAUAAAAGCACUGCUACCUUCUUUGAUUGUA
Molecule: messenger RNA, 4411 nt
Organism: Pan troglodytes (chimpanzee)
Lineage: Eukaryota; Metazoa; Chordata; Mammalia; Primates; Hominidae
Gene: KCTD4
Product: potassium channel tetramerization domain containing 4
Exons: 1
Coding region: 2935-3714 (259 amino acids)
Biological process (GO): protein homooligomerization
Molecular function (GO): protein binding
Source: RefSeq, a predicted model, not a curated record